AUGACGACGCCAGCUCUACUGCCUCUGUCGGGCCGACGGAUACCCACGCUGUCGCCGGGGGCCUCCUCCUUCCCGCACCACCGGGCCACGUUGAGGCUGUCGGAGAAGUUCAUCCUCCUCCUCAUUCUCAGUGCCUUCAUCACAUUAUGCUUCGGGGCCUUCUUUUUCCUGCCGGACAAUUCCAAGCACAAGCGCUUCGACCUGGGCUUGGAGGACGUGCUCAUCCCCCACAUUGACUCGCCCAAGGAGGGCAAGCACGUUCCGGGACAGGCAGUCAUACACGGGGAGGGAGGACUCGACGAGCACAGACACAGGAGGGCUGGUUUCUCCGGCCUAAAUCCGGCCAUUUGGCGUUCCCUGUAUGGGGCCAACGCACUGGUGGAAUGA
Molecule: messenger RNA, 387 nt
Organism: Menidia menidia (Atlantic silverside)
Lineage: Eukaryota; Metazoa; Chordata; Actinopteri; Atheriniformes; Atherinopsidae
Source: the annotation of a GenBank genome assembly